Messenger RNA from Paramuricea clavata, 312 nucleotides. The record is from the annotation of a GenBank genome assembly. NCBI's taxonomy places the organism in Eukaryota, Metazoa, Cnidaria, Anthozoa, Malacalcyonacea, Plexauridae.
CAGCAAAAACCUUCAGUCAUUGUGCGAGUCAACUCGGUUGAACGAGUAACUGCACUAGAAAACUUUGUAUCAAAUUACGUUCCAAUUGUGAGGACAAUGAUAGCUGUCAGCAGAUGGGAAGAUCCAGAAGCCAAAUCACAGGCUUCGUCGCUCAUCAAAGCAGUGACAAAAAGCACUCUUAUUGUCACUUUAUUUUGCGUCGUUAACGUAACCAAUAAUAUAGAUAUAUUAUCCAAGCGUCUACAGCAGAAAAACACCUCUUCAAAGGAAGCAAUGACGGAGAUUCAAGACAUCAUAACUAUCCUCGAAUAA